Molecule: messenger RNA, 1572 nt
Organism: Vicia faba (fava bean)
Lineage: Eukaryota; Viridiplantae; Streptophyta; Magnoliopsida; Fabales; Fabaceae
Source: the annotation of a GenBank genome assembly
AUGGCAGGAUAUGGUUAUGCCUACCGCAGCGUCUCAACUUACAGUACCACCCGAACUAGUUCGGGUGAGCCGGCUGUUACAAAACCAUUUGCUCCGUUUGUUCCCAAAAGUAACGGUAGUAACUACUCAAAGGGUGCUGUUCCCAAAAAAAUAAUAGUACCAGUGGCUAGCAGGCCUUAUGAUGAACCUGCGAGCGAGAAAUAUGCCUCUUCGGGAGAUGAAUCUGAUGAUGAAUUGCAUCAUCAAACAGUCCCCGUUCAUAGCUCGCCGCGUAAAGGUGUUGAUCAGUUCCCGGCCAAGGUGUUGCAGAAUCACGAAGGUGGCCGUAAAUCUCAAAGAUUGGGUCCUAUAGUUGAUCGGGGUCGCCAUAGUCCACAGCCAACAGCUGAAGGACGCAAGCCAAUUGGAAUUAGUCCAAUUAAGAAUGAUAAGUAUGAUGGUACUAAUGGUUCUCCAAAUCUCUACAAAGAAGGGCGUAAACCAAUUGAGGGAGAUAGUAGCCUAAGGAGUGGACAUGAUGGCUAUGAUAAAAAUGGAUAUGGUAGUGAUAAAGGACACAAGCCAAUCGAAAAUGGCAUUAAAAGUGGAAACUACGAUAGUCCUAAGAGGUACGGUGGUGAUCAUCGUGCAGCAGUUGCAGGAGAUCCAAAUCAUCCUUAUAAAGAAGGGCGCAAACCGAUAACAGGUAUCAUAAGGAGCGCUCAUGAUGGCUAUAGCAACGGAUAUGGUGGUGACAAAGAAGGACGCAGGCCAAUUGAAAGUAACAUUAAGAAUGGCAACUAUGAAUAUGAUAGUCCUAAUAGGUAUGGUGGUGACUACAAAGAAGGGCACAAGCCAAUUGGAGGAGGUAGCAUAAGGACUAGUCAUGAUGGCUAUAACAGUGGAUAUAGUGGUGACAAAGAAGGAUACAAACCAAUUGGAGGAGGUAACAUUCAGAAGGACUACUAUGAUAGCCCUAAUGGAUAUGGUGGUGACUACAAAGAAGGGCACAAACCUAUUGGAGGAGGUAACAUUCAGAAUGACUACUAUGGUAGCCCUAAUGGAUAUGGUGGUGACUACAACCAAAAAGAAGGGUACAAGCCCAUGAGGAAUGGCAACUAUGGUAACAAUUAUGGUAAUGUGCCAAAAAUUAGUUCAGAUUGGAGUGUGGCACCGAGAAAAGGGACCCAACUAAGCGAGCCAACGCAUGAUAUUGACAAGGCUUUGGAAUUGUUGAAGAUCGAAGCUGCAAAACGCGAUCACCCCUACGAAAGCAACAAUGAUCAUCAUCACUACUACGAUAGUCCAGUUCCAACCGCUAUGGACAAUUGGGGUGCACCAGCAUCAGGUAAUGGUUCUCCUCGCUUUUCUGAUAGGACGGGUUUUGCAGGUAUCAUGAGGCCUAAUGGAAAUGUUAACCAACUUCAAUCACGACCACGUAAUUCACCAAUACAUGUCACAUUCGUUGAUGAUGGUAGAGAUUACGGUGAUGAUGAUUAUUACAGGAGGGGUGAUGUAGGACGUUAUGGAUACCGUGAUGCUGUCAUCGACAGUAGGGAGGCUGAGAAGAAAUUUAAAGGCACCAGGGUCUGA